AUGAAUAAACCUGAUCUGUUUUUUGAACCUGAUCUUUUUAUUGAACUCACUCAUAUUUUUGAUUCUGACCUUUUCACUUCUGACUUUGCUUGUAAAUUAGAAAUCACAUCAUCAUCUAAUAGUAUUUCGCUUAAUGAUAAACCAGCAGUCUCUGAUUUGACUUUUUCAAGUACACAU
This is a messenger RNA of Dentiscutata erythropus, 177 nucleotides long. The record is from the annotation of a GenBank genome assembly. NCBI's taxonomy places the organism in Eukaryota, Fungi, Glomeromycota, Glomeromycetes, Diversisporales, Gigasporaceae.